Messenger RNA from Rhodofomes roseus, 1265 nucleotides. RefSeq lists its product as uncharacterized. NCBI's taxonomy places the organism in Eukaryota, Fungi, Basidiomycota, Agaricomycetes, Polyporales, Fomitopsidaceae. The transcript is spliced from 11 exons. Bases 102 to 1109 code for a protein of 335 amino acids. The record is from RefSeq and is a predicted model, not a curated record.
UCGUUUUAUACAUCACAGGAAGCUUGACCAGACCCGCUCCGUGACUUGCAUUAAAACAUUGCGCCAAACUACCUCACUGGCCCUCUUAGCGGUAUUGUACAAUGCCCUUUCCUGCAGAUGAGGCGAAGAUCGUGUCGAUAUUCAUACAGACAUUGCUCUACGGGGCUUAUGCUGUCUUGUUCAUUCUCACGAUGUGGGUACUACUCACUCGACGCCGCAAGGUCAACCCAUGGACGGACCCCAUGCUAUGGAUAUCCUUAGCAAUGUUCGUCGUGGCCACAAUGCACAUCGGUGUCAACUACACCCGCAUCAUCAAGGCCUUCAUCAUCUACCGCAAUGAGCCUGGAGGACCAGCGGCCUUCUUCAACGAACUGUCCGAGUUCACUCAAAUCUUCGGGAGUACUCUGUACAUCGCCCAGACACUCAUCGGUGACAGUGUUGUCUUACUCAGAUGCUAUUUAGUUUGGGGCACCGUGUGGGUCGUAAUGGUUCCUUUCGUCUUACUGCUUGGAAGCACAGCUUCCGGGAUUGGCAUCCUCUACUCCUUCGCGAAGGUCGUGCCCCAAGCUGACAUAUUCGUCAACGAGCUGCAGAACUGGAUCACCUCCUUCUUCUCGCUCACGCUCGCAACAAACAUCAUCUGCACGAGCCUCGUCGCGCUCCGCAUAUGGUGGAUCAACCGUUCGAUAAUGACGUUCGUGAACCACAGUUAUUACCCGAUCAUCUUCCUCGUGCUCGAGUCCGGGGCGGUCUACUCCGCCACGCUCACCGUGCUGAUCAUUCUCUACAAGACUGACGCGUGGUUCCAGUACGUCUUGCUUGAUGCCAUCUCGCCCAUCGUGGGCCUCGUCUUCUCGAUGAUUAUAAUCCGCAUCGGACUCGGGAUCACGACCGCACGCGGGUCGUCGGGUUCGAAUACCGCGGAUCGUCAGACGACGUUUGAUCGGCGGAUCCCCAUCUCGUUCGCUCCCCCAACGCGCAACAUGUCGACUUUGGACGACGUGGAAUACAAUGCGGACGAGCUGCAGCUGCAGGAUGUAUCGACUCGCAGUCAAGACCUCAAGGAGCAGAAACAAACUUCCUCCGUGGUUAGAAUGUUGGAUGCAUGACAUUACGGACCAAUUUGCGAUGUCUCGGCCUUGUGCCUAUAUCACAGAUCUAAAAGCACAGUAUCUAUGCUAUGUACAUCAAGCCAUUUCGGAGGUCAUCGUGUCUUUUCGUUCACUGCGUGAUGACAUCCUCGAGAGUUGGACGCCGCUGGCGAC